AUGGAUUCAAUUAAGGAUAGUGGGGAUAGAGGUAGUAAUGGCGAGUAUGAAACUGAGACUGGGUCGGAGACAGAGGAGGAGAAUGCCUCAGACGCUUUGGAUGCCACCACUUUAGGGCAGACAGUAUCACCACCUGUGUCAGUUCCAUCUACUACUGUCGUUGCACAGCCCAUGGAUUCAAUUAAGGAUAGUGGGGAUAGAGGUAGUAAUGGCGAGUAUGAAACUGAGACUGGGUCGGAGACAGAGGAGGAGAAUGCCUCAGACGCUUUGGGUUGA
Ilex paraguariensis (yerba mate) is the source of this 276-nucleotide messenger RNA. The record is from the annotation of a GenBank genome assembly. Lineage: Eukaryota; Viridiplantae; Streptophyta; Magnoliopsida; Aquifoliales; Aquifoliaceae.